Eucalyptus grandis is the source of this 3186-nucleotide messenger RNA. Its product is annotated as zinc finger BED domain-containing protein RICESLEEPER 2. The transcript is spliced from 8 exons. The record is from RefSeq and is a predicted model, not a curated record. Lineage: Eukaryota; Viridiplantae; Streptophyta; Magnoliopsida; Myrtales; Myrtaceae. The coding region runs from base 820 to 2808 and encodes 662 amino acids. Gene Ontology annotation, molecular function: protein dimerization activity; DNA binding.
UUUAAACGGGUCGUUAAUAGGUCUAAGUUUUAUUUUUCAAAGUACCCAUAAAAUGGGUUCUAAAAAUAAAGGCACUGAAAUAGAUGGGUCUUAUAGAUGGGUAACACCCAUUUAUCAACCCAUAUUUUUAAUGAACCCAGCUCUUACGGGGACACAGCCACGUUUACUCUCCCUCUUCGCCGCCGAUCGCCGCCUUGCCGCCGCCGAUCGAGGUCGUCCGACAGCUCAAUCGUCACGGUGUCGCUGGUCCUGCACUCCUCACAAACCCUAACCCCCGUUUCCAAGCAGAUAAAUCACUCCGGCCACCACCCGCGGUGGGGUUUUUAGCUGCGCAGCUGGAGCAAGAGAGAGAGGGAGAGAGACAGAGACUAGUCAUCAUGUCCAAGAUGGUUGUUGAAACAAGAAGUAGCAAAAAUUGUCAUAUCUAUUAACAGACAGCUGCGUGAGAAAUCAAUCAAAACUAAGGUUGGUGCUUUUGCUGUCUUGAAAGAACUUGUGGUUGUAUUGCCAGAUUGUCUUGCUGACCACAUUGGAUCACUUAUUCCUGGAAUUGAAAAGGCACUAAGUGACAAGUCAUCUACAUCAAAUUUGAAAACUAAGGCUUUGAUCUUUACAAGAUUGGUGUUGACUUCACAUUCACCUUCUGUUUUCCAUCCUUACAUAAAGGCGCUUUCCUCCCCUGUUUUAUCUGCUGUUGGCGAGAGAUAUUACAAAGUCACAGCAAAAGCAUUACAAGUUUGUGGGGAGCUUGUUCGUAUUGUUUGCCCAAAUAUUGAGGUGGGGUACGCUCAUCUUAUGAUCUAAGAUUUCUUCGUUGACAUGUCAAGACAUAAUGAGGAUCGAGGAGAAUAUUCAACUACCGAACAAUCUGAGAGAAGUGGAGUUACAUCCUUAGUUCAUGAGGAUGAGGAAGAUAACUCUACUUGCUCUAAUGCAUGGUCUAAAUUCGAAAAAUUCACAGAUGGUGAUGGCAUAAGUAAGGCUAAAUGUAAGUGGUGUGAAGUAACUUACAUGGCUAGCCAUGGGACAAAAAACUUGUUGCGUCAUUUAGAUACUUGUCCCAACCGAGAGGUUAAUGUUGAUGGUUCUGUAGUACAAUUCGACCAAGGUGUGUUUAGAGAUAUGCUUGCAAGAGCGAUAAUCAAACACAAUUAUACCUACUCUUUUGUAGACCAUGAGGCAACUAGAGAAUUGUUUAGUUACCUCAACCCUAAUGUGAAGCACAUAUCAAGGAAUACAGCAAAAAGUGAUGUGGUAAAAGUUUAUGAGAAAGAGAAGAGAAUUUUGAAAUCCAAAUUAUUGUCUCUUUCAAGCCGAAUAUGUUUGACUUCUAACGUAUGGACUUCUAUUACUACGGAUCAUUAUAUGAUUGUCACUGCCCAUUAUAUUGAUGAGGAUUUGAAAUUGCAUUCAAAAGUCUUGUGUUUCUCCUAUGUGCCACCUCCAUAUAGUGAUGCCAUACGUUUAGAAAAAUUGCUGACUUUGUUGAGAGAAUGGGGCAUUGAGAGAAAGAUUUUCAGCAUCACUUUAGAUAAUGCAUCAUACAAUGACAGUAUGAUUGAUCUUUGGAGAAAGACACCUUCUGUGAGAUCCUCUUUGUUAUGUGAUGGACAAUUUUUUCAUGUGCGUUGUGGUGCAUAUGUUUUGAAUCUCAUCGUACAGAAAGGUCUAAAGGUCAUUAAUGGAUCAUUACAUAAUAUUAGAGAAGCUGUCAAGUAUGUGAAAGCUACACAAGAGAGGAGAGUAAAAUUUGCCGAAUGUAUAUCAGAGUCGGUCUUAAAGACCAAUAAAAAGGUACUUCAAGAUGUGCCUACUAGAUGGAAUUCUACGUACCUAAUGCUUGAAGGUGCCCUUUUCUUUGAAUCUGCAUUUUCACAUUUGAAGUUAAUUGACUAUAACUUUGUCACAUGUCCAUCUUCUGAAGAUUGGGUCAGAGGAAAGAAAAUUGCUUUCUUGUUGAAACCCUUUUAUGAUAUUUCUACUCUAUUCUCUGGAGUUAGACAUCCUACGGCGAAUUUAUAUUUUUAUGGACUAUGGCAGAUUCAGCUUCAUUUAAUACAGGCAAGGGAUACUGAGGAUGAGGCUAUUAGUUCUAUGGCUAAGGCAAUGCUCAAAAAGUUUGAAAAAUAUUGGAAGUGUUAUAGUGUUGUCUUAUCAUUUGCUGUUAUAUUAGAUCCUCGCUAUAAAUUACACUUGUUAGAGUUUUGCUACUCAAAGUUGGACAUGGAUGAUCAUGUGGAAUUUGUACGGGGCAUUCGAGAAAAACUCUAUACACUUUUUGAUGAAUAUGUGACCUCCGUGUCUAGAGAUGAUUGCUUUACUUCUUCAACUAGUCGAGGUAACAUUUCAGUUGAAGGCAUCGAUGAGAACAUUGGGGAUGACAUUGAUGAGUAUGAUGCAUUUGAUGAGAACUUUGGGGAUGACAUUGAUGAGUAUGAUGCAUUUGAGAGUGAACACUUUGGAUCACAAUUUACUAAGUCACAAUUGGAUUUGUAUCUAGAGGAGAAUAGGCUUGAUAGAAAGAAGUUCCCGGAUCUCGAUGUCCUUGAUUAUUGGAAGACUCAUUCUCAUCGGUAUCCCGAGUUAUCCCUCAUGGCACGUGAUAUAUUGAGCAUUCCUAUCACUACCGUUGCCUCAGAAUCAGCCUUCAGCAUUGGAGGGCGCAUUUUAAAUAAAUAUCGUAGUUCCCUUUCCCUUGAAAGCGUAGAGGCUGAGCUGUGCAGUAGAAAUUGGUUAUUUGGAGUUCCGCCUAGAGAAGAUUUGGAUGAGGAGUCUCUCAUCAUUGACUUUCAAGAGUAUUUGCAUUAGGUCCUAGACUAGGUGUUGGGUCAUAAUGAGGAGGUUUCCAUAUUCUUUAUGUCAACGCCUCUUGCAGCAAUAUUAGGAGACAAGAUUGGUGACAUGCAUUCUACAUGGGGAAAUUACGUGAAAAGCUUGGAUAUGAAGGGUAUUAUCAUAUUAUGAUAUGGCUAGUGCUUCGAAUUCCUUGGCACUUGAUCGUGUAUCGCACGUUAACUACGUUAGGGGAUUUUCUUUUUUAAAGAGUAAUUCACUAGGGCCGAUCCUAGAAGAUUAUAACGUGGGCUUGUAUUAACAUUACCUGAUACAGCUCAGGUUCUUUCUUUUUCCUACCUUUGCUUUAGUUUUUAUGAAUUUAUUAUUAUAAUUAUUGACUUCAUUAAUUUA